Molecule: messenger RNA, 1206 nt
Organism: Dujonia railenensis
Lineage: Eukaryota; Fungi; Ascomycota; Pichiomycetes; Serinales; Debaryomycetaceae
Source: the annotation of a GenBank genome assembly
AUGAAAUUUUCCAUAAUAACUGCAUUGGUUGCUACUACAACGACAGUAACUGCUCUUCCAUUCUCUGGUUACUUACUGAAGAGAUCAAAUGUUACUGCUGCUGCAUUUAACACCUCAACUAACAAUGAUCUUGAACCAUCUUAUUCAAAGCCAUUCGCUAUGUUUCAACCAAAAGUGUUGAUCACUUCUAUGUUUGAACCAGAAGCUGCCGUUUGGUUAGAAGGUCUUGACUUCAUCCACAACAUGACCUUACCAGGGUUAUCUCCAUUGUAUCCAGAUUUACACUGUACAUCUAACUACUCCAUCUGUCAGGUUACUACCGGUGAAGGUGAAAUUAACGCCGCAGCUACAAUUGCCUCAUUGACUUUGAAUCCAUUGUUUGAUUUCUCAAAGACCUAUGUUUUAAUUGCUGGAAUUGCUGGUGGUGAACCAAAUUAUACCACUACUGGUUCAGUUACAUUCUCUAAGUACACUAUUCAGGUUGCCAAUGAAUACCAAAUUGAUUCUAAGGAACUUGUUGGUGACCAAAAGAAUUGGACCACAGGUUACUUUGCAUACGGUACUGAUAACCAAGAUGACUACCCUGCCAAUGUCUAUGGAACUGAAGUAUUUGAAUUAAACGAAAACUUAUUAGAUAGAGCUAUUGAGUUAGCAAAGACUGCCACUUUAGACAAUGGUACUAACGUUACUUCUACCUUCAGAAAGUUAUACAAGGAAAAGAAGGGUUCAUCCUUGCCACAAGUUGAAAAGUGUGAUGGUGUCACUUCUGACACUUAUUUCACUGGUAACAUUAUGGGAGAUUACUUUGACAAAUUUGCCAAAUUAAUGACAAACGGUUCUGCCACCUACUGUGCUACUGCCCAAGAAGAUAACGCUUCUUUGGAAGCCUUUGUUAGAGCUGACAAGUUCGGUUUAGCUGAUUACGAGAGAAUUAUUGUCAUGAGAACUAUCUCAGAUUUUGCUAGACCACCUGCAUCAUUGUCUAACGAUACUUGGGCUUUCUUCACUAAAUCUGAACAAGAUGGUUUUGCUCCAGCAAUUGCCAACAUUUUCAACGCAGGUCUUCCAAUUGUUACUGAUAUUCUCUCUAAGUGGGAUACUGUCUACAAAAAUGGACACUAUAAGGCAGACAAUUACGUUGGUGACAUUUACGGAACCUUAGGUGGAACUCCAGAUUUCGGUAAGCCUGACUUUGAAGUCGCCUAG